This is a messenger RNA of Trichoderma aggressivum f. europaeum, 2319 nucleotides long. RefSeq lists its product as uncharacterized. The transcript is spliced from 2 exons. Gene Ontology annotation, molecular function: protein binding. Lineage: Eukaryota; Fungi; Ascomycota; Sordariomycetes; Hypocreales; Hypocreaceae. The record is from RefSeq and is a predicted model, not a curated record. The coding region runs from base 1 to 2319 and encodes 772 amino acids.
AUGGCCGCAGCCACCGCUUCGCCGCCCCCAACUGCAACUUCUCCCAGCUCGCCAAGUCAACGAGACUCAGUUUCCAUACCCCAGGCUCUAUCGCCACCGAGGAAGCCGGUUGCAGGGACCGUGCGGAAGCCCGUACCGCCAGCGGCUCCUGCGGUCGUUUCUGCAGAGGUAGCAUCGCCGCAGGAAGCUCCGGCGUCUCCUGGCCAGACACACUCGGCUCAUGAUAGCUGGACUCAGCCACUUGACCUGAGCUUCAACUUGAAUCUCAAUGAUGCGCCUCAGCGACCAGAGGUCGUGACUCCCCCAAAAGAGCAAGAACCGUUUACGGGGCUGCUGAGCAGCCCCGUCUCAGGUGCUCUCGACUUACAGCUUCCGUUCCUUGAAACCUCGAAGCAACAGUCGUCCCAGGAUGACGCCUCUAACCCGGCUGCUGCUGAGAGCAGCCUACCCAUACCUGACCGCACCCCUCCGCCUGUCCCACCUGCCGCCACGGCUGAUGGAACGGAUUCGACUGCUACGAGCCCUCGGGAUCCUGUGCGAAAGGAGGACGUGGACAGAAACAGCCGCGAGUCUGAUGAGACAACCAACCCCUCCCAGGAACCCGUUUCUUUCAAAUCUUCGGCAACAACGAGCGCAAGCUCAUUAUCGGGUAUAAACGAGGGACCGGAAUACCUCCCAGACGAAGACUCUCCCGGCAGCUCCAUCAUCGAGGGUAACUUGCCUCGAGGCACGUCGAUGCAGCAGCUUCAGUACCGCAAACAGGAAUAUCCACCCCGCGUAUCAAGUGUUCCGAACGAUGGCAUUCGCACUCCCUCUAACCCGGAAUUGGUGGACAGCGCAGGCAAUAUCAAGCGCCACCUGACUCCCACGUCCAACAACAUGAGCAGAAGCUCCCUGCCGCGUCCCCAAUCUGCCUACUCUGUGCUCUCGGAGGGGCAGCGAGGGCGGUCGCCUGCUUUGAUGCCUGGUGGCUCGCAUAUGCGCGCUCCGUCAGUCCAGUCGCGAAAGUCGCCCGACGUCCGCAAUUCAUCAUACGCUGAGCUUCUCAAUGUUCCUUAUCCCCAGCAGGCUCCCCCGCCCAUCACCAUGGACAACUCGGGGCUUCGCACUGUCGUGGGCAACAAUGCUUCGCUGCUCAGUGUACAGAAGACCCUCGAGAUGUACCGCCAGAAUGUCAAGAAAACCAACGAUUUUACGGUUCAGUACUCUUUCGCCGUCUUCUUGAUUUCCGUGGCCCAAGAGCAGGGGCUGGACUUUUCUGAUCCCAAGGGCCGCAAGAACAGCCCGCAGCCGUUCCGCGACCUGGACAGCCCCAUUGUUGAGGCCACCGUGGCCAGCCCUACUGAACUGGUCCGGGAGGCCAAGCAGAUUUUGCAGCGCCUGGCCAGCGGAGGUUAUCCGUUUGCGCAGUACUAUUUGGCCGAUGGCUUUGCCUCUGGGCUCUUUAACAAAGGCAAAGAAGACUACAACCAAGCGUUCCCUCUCUUUGUCCUUGCUGCCAAGCACGGCCAUGCCGAGUCCGCGUAUCGAACUGCUCUUUCUUAUGAGUUUGGCUGGGGCUGCCGAAAGGACCCUGCCAAGGCGGUUCAGUUUCUACGCACGGCUGCUUCUAAGAGGCACCCGGGAGCCAUGACCCGCCUUGGCAAGGCAUGUCUUUCAGGAGAUUUGGGUGAGAAGAGGUAUCGUGAGGGUAUCAAGUGGCUGAAGCUGGCCGCAGAGUCUGCUGAUGCGCAGUACAACGCCGCCCCUUACCAGCUGGGGUGCUUGUACGAGACGGGCUAUGGCGACGAUAUCUUUCUUGACCUUAACUAUGCGGCCGAACUGUACACUCAGGCUGCAGAGCUGGGCCACCCAGAGGCCAACUUCCGCAUGGGUGACGCUUAUGAGCAUGGCCAUCUCAACUGCCCGCGAGACCCGGCGCUUAGCGUUCACUUUUAUACUGGUGCUGCUGAACGUGGACACGCUCCCGCCAUGAUGGGCUUGUGUGCCUGGUACAUGGUUGGUGCUCCGCCAAUGCUAGAAAAGGACGAGGAAGAGGCUUAUGAGUGGGCUCGCCGGUCUGCCGAUAUGGGUUACGUCAAGGCUCAGUACGCCAUUGGAUACUUUACGGAGAUGGGCAUUGGCUGCAGACGAGACAUUCUUGAAGCUAAUGUGUGGUACGUCAAGGCUGCAGACGCAGGUGAUGAGAGGGCCAAGCAGCGGUUGUCCAUCAUCCAGGCAGCUGUGAGCGGCCAGGGAACUCCCAUGGAAGUUGGCGCCCCGAGAAAUGGCAAAUUAGCAAAAGGAGGCAAAGACGACAAGGACUGUGUUGUCAUGUGA